AUGGUUUUUCCAAAUCUUCCACGUGGCAUCUACAUUACACGAAAUGUUAGCCCUGAUCAGCCCUCUGAACCUUCUGGUUCUGAUAGUUUCCCAGGCUCACACAUCCAGGACUCCAACAACUUAUUGCAAUCAGUGAAAAAGCCUGAAGAUGAACUUAGUGAAACAGACAGAACAAGAGACAGUGGUGUUAUAAGCACAGAUGACUGUGACAAUAUGGAAUCAAAAGAAGCCAUUGCUGCACAGAUUGAAAUGAUGCAGUCUUCCAGUUUUGCAAAUUCUGAAUUAACAGAUGCUUCACAAACAACGAUUGGUGAUAAUUCAAGAAUUGGUGACCAAGUUCUUUCAAAUUUGAAUAUUUCAUCAUUACACAAUUCAGCAUCACAGGAAAUAUCACCAGAAAAUAAAACUGAUGGUGAAACUGACUCAAUUGCAGAAUAUUUCAAAAUCUGUGAUAACAACACACGGCAAACAUUUCUUGAUGUAAUGCGAAAUGACAGGGAACAGCACAUGUCAGCCUUGGAUAAAAUCAAUACUGAACUAAAAUCUGUAAAACAUCAGUUACAACAAACAAAAUCUGAACACAUUUUGAAAGAACAACAAUUGGAGGAAGUGAUGAAAGAAAUGAAUCAAUUACAAAUGGAAGUUAUGAACCUUCACUCACGCUGCACAGAACUUUCUAAUCAAGAGAAAACCUUACAGAAGAAGUUGAAGACCUACACAAAAAAAGUCUCCUUAUGUGAUUCUGCUUUGAAUGCCAUGACAAACGAGAGGUGA
Molecule: messenger RNA, 774 nt
Organism: Acanthosepion pharaonis
Lineage: Eukaryota; Metazoa; Mollusca; Cephalopoda; Sepiida; Sepiidae
Source: the annotation of a GenBank genome assembly